This is a messenger RNA of Oncorhynchus tshawytscha (Chinook salmon), 588 nucleotides long. Its product is annotated as gamma-gliadin-like. Bases 1 to 588 code for a protein of 195 amino acids. The transcript has 2 exons. The record is from RefSeq and is a predicted model, not a curated record. NCBI's taxonomy places the organism in Eukaryota, Metazoa, Chordata, Actinopteri, Salmoniformes, Salmonidae.
AUGGCGACAGUCAUCAAGCUAGAUCAACCAGCCAGCCAGAUCAACCAGCCAGCCAGAUCAACCAACCAUCCAGCCGGAUCAACCAGCCAGCCAGAUCAACCAUCCAGCCAGAUCGACAAGCCAGCCAGAUCGACCAUCCAGCCAGAUCAACCAGCCAACCAGAUCAACCAUCCAGCCAGAUCAACAAGCCAGCCAGAUCAACCAGUCAACCAGAUCAACCAGCCAGACAGAUCAACAAGCCAGCCAGAUCAACCAGCCAGCCAGAUCAACCAGCAAGCCAGAUCAACCAGCAAGCCAGAUCAACCAUCCAGCCAGAUCAACCAGCCAGCCAGAUCAACCAGCCAACCAGAUCAACCAGCCAACCGGAUCAACCAGCCAGACAGAUCAACCAUCCAGCCAGAUCAACCAGCCAGCCAGAUCAACCAGCAAGCCAGAUCAACCAUCCAGCCAGAUCAACCAGCAAGCCAGAUCAACCAUCCAGCCAGAUCAACAAGCCAGCCAGAUCGACCAGCCAGCCAGAUCAACCAGCCAGCCAGAUCCACCAUCAAGCCAGAUCAACCAGCCAGCCAGAUCAACCAGCCAACCUGA